UGAAGGGGUUCACGGGGGGCGAAGUAGAACCGGUCAUGGCCGCUGCGGAGGAGGAGGACGGGGGCCCCGAAGGGCCAAAUCGAGCGCGGGGCGGGGCGGGCGCGACCUUCGAAUGUAAUAUAUGUCUGGAGACCGCUCGGGAAGCUGUGGUCAGCGUGUGUGGCCACUUGUACUGUUGGCCCUGCCUUCAUCAGUGGCUGGAGACACGGCCGGAGCGGCAAGAGUGCCCAGUCUGCAAAGCUGGGAUCAGCAGAGAGAAGGUGGUCCCACUUUACGGGCGAGGGAGCCAGAAGCCCCAGGAUCCCAGAUUGAAAACCCCACCCCGCCCCCAGGGCCAGCGACCUGCUCCUGAGAGCAGAGGGGGGUUCCAGCCGUUCGGUGAUGCUGGGGGUUUUCACUUCUCGUUCGGUGUCGGUGCUUUUCCGUUUGGCUUCUUCACCACCGUCUUCAACACCCAUGAGCCUCUCCGUCGAGGCACAGGUGUGGAUCUGGGACAGGGCCACCCGGCCUCCAGCUGGCAGGAUUCCCUCUUCCUGUUUCUCGCCAUCUUCUUCUUUUUCUGGCUCCUCAGUAUUUGAGCUGUGUCUCCUUCCUGCCCACCUCCAGCCCGAGGAAAACCAGUAUUGGGGUCCCAGCUGACCCUCCUGACUCUUGACCCUUCUUCCCUAACUCCUCCACUUCUGAGGCCGUCGGGCCCUAUCGAUCACCCUCUAGGAGGGUGCAGGGUGGAGCAGUGGCCAUCUGGACACCGGGUGAGAAAGCCUCCUGUGAACUGCUCGCUCAGGGGGCACCCCAACCCCAGCCCUGACUUAGGGUGACAGACUGAAGAGAAUGUCCUUCUCUUCUCCUAACACUUUGCUUUCCCCCCAGAUUUCUAAUUUGAGGCGGAAAGGUGGGCAAGGCUCCUUCUGACUCCCUUGUUGACUUAAUUUAAUUUUUCUCUCCCCGCCAGUGUCUAGUAUGUAUUUUGAUUUUCAAGUGCUUCCGCCCACGUACAACCUCCUUUAUUACAAAUCCAGUAAUAAUAAUAAUAAUAAUAAAUGUGAAAAGUUCUGAUGGA
Molecule: messenger RNA, 1060 nt
Organism: Echinops telfairi (small Madagascar hedgehog)
Lineage: Eukaryota; Metazoa; Chordata; Mammalia; Afrosoricida; Tenrecidae
Gene: RNF5
Product: ring finger protein 5
Exons: 6
Coding region: 36-578 (180 amino acids)
Biological process (GO): ubiquitin-dependent protein catabolic process
Cellular component (GO): endoplasmic reticulum
Molecular function (GO): ubiquitin-like protein conjugating enzyme binding; ubiquitin protein ligase activity
Source: RefSeq, a predicted model, not a curated record